ACUGACUACCGGUAUCAGUGACUACUAAAUAACUAUUAAGUUAUAUUGUUGUGACAUAUUUUGCAGAUACUAAAAGUAAUGGACGAUCCAAGCACAAAAGUGUUAAGACUGUCAAAAACCAAGAGCUGUAACUCACGUAAACCCCUGAUUUACUUUUUUCUUGUGAAACUCUAAAUGAUAACAUACAAUUCAAAUACCAUACCACUCAGCCACACCUGCCGCCUGGCCUUGGGGGAAGAGGGAAUAGUUUCACUCUCCACCACCUAAAGCAAUCAUUAAAGUUCCUCCCCCAUUCGUCCACAUAAAAGGAACAGGGGUCGUCUUCUCCUCACUCAUCCGCUCAUUCCUUCUCCAGCCAGAGCAGACAACGGCAGCAAGCCUUCCUUCAAAAAGAUGUCGUCUUCUUCCAUCCGCAGCUACAUGUCCUCAGGAGGAUCUUCUCGCGUCUCUGUCGCUGGUGGCGGAGCUGGUCGUAUCACAGCCAUGCGUGCCGGUAGUGUGUACGGAGGAGCUGGGGGAUUUGGGACACGUAUCUCCAGUGCCUCUUCUUCUCGUUCCUUCUCUGCUGGUGGUGGUGCUGGUGCUGGUUUUGGAGGUGGAUUCAACCUGUCUGAUGCCGUUGACGUGUCUGCAAAUGAGAAAGCCACCAUGCAAAACCUCAAUGACCGUCUGGCCUCCUACCUGGAGAAGGUGCGCUCCCUCGAGAAGGCCAACGCUGAUCUUGAGCUGAAGAUUCGCCAGUUUCUGGAGGGCAAGGCUACUCCUGCUGCUCGUGACUACAGCGCCUAUUAUGCUACGAUCAGUGACCUCCAGGCCAAGAUUCAGCAUGCCACUGGUGUAAAUGGAGGCAUCAUCUUGAGCAUUGACAAUGCCAAGCUGGCUGCAGAUGACUUCAGGGUCAAAUAUGAGAAUGAGCUGAGCAUGAGGCAGUCUGUAGAGGCAGAUAUUGCUGGCCUGAGGAAGGUGCUGGAUGAGCUGACAAUGGCCAGAUCUGAUCUGGAGAUGCAGAUUGAGGGUCUAAGAGAAGAACUGAUCUUCCUCAAGAAGAACCACGAGGAGGAACUCUUGGCGGCCCGUACCCAGGUGAGCGGACAAGUCAACGUAGAGGUAGAUGCAGCACCACAGGAAGACCUGACAAAGAUCAUGGCUGAAAUCCGUGAGCACUACGAGGCUGUUGCUAACAAGAACCGCAAGGAUCUUGCGGCCUGGUUCCAGGCUAAGAGCGAAGCCCUCAAUAAAGAAGUCGUUGCAAGCACAGAAACUAUCCAAACGUCCAGAUCAGAAAUCACAGAGCUUAAACGCACACUUCAGAGUCUUGAAAUCGAGCUUCAAUCACAGCUCAGUAUGAAAGCGUCGUUGGAAGGCACUUUGGCAGACACACAGGCCCGCUAUUCUGCCAUGUUGUCCAGCUACCAGUCGCAGGUGACUAGCCUGGAACAGCAGCUGGUGCAGCUUCGUGCUGAUCUGGAACGUCAAGGGCAGGAGUACCAGAUGCUUCUGGACAUCAAGACCAGACUGGAGAUGGAGAUUGCAGAGUACAGAAGACUGCUGGAUGGAGAGCUGCAAACUACAAGUGUCUCAACCACAAGCAAAAGCUCAACUACACGCAAAGUGGUAACCAUUGUGGAAGAGGUGGUGGAUGGCAAAGUGGUCAGUUCAACCUCCCAGUCUACAAGCCAAACAUCUUAAAACCACCUUUGAGCAAAAGCUUUUUGCAAAAGAGUGAUGAAAAGCCAAUAAACUGGUCUAACUGUGCAUUUUGGUGUUUGUCUUAUUUUGAUGUCAUUAGUACCGUAUAGCAUAAAAUCUGCUCCUAUUUAUGCAGUAUUUAUGAAAACCAAUAAUUAGCUGGCAUACUAAAACUACUAUCUUUGUUCAUAAACAAGGUGGCAUGACUUACUCAAAUAUUGCAAGCACUGGUAUAAACCAUUUAAAUAUAGUGACAUCUUAUUCAAAGUGUCAGUUACAGGCUUUUUGUCUUGUUUCUAGUCAAAUAUCAAAAAAUUUGUAAAUUAAGGUGCAUUUACUUUUUAAGGUGCAUUUACAUUUUUUAGAAAAAAUGACAUAAGAUAUUAAAAAAUUACUUUAAAUUGUAGUCCAUUACUGAUUUCAGAUUACAUGAUGAAAAUAGUUAAAAUAAUCUAGGUUACUAGAUUGUUAUAUUAAAUAUUUUAUACAGUGUUU
Labeo rohita (rohu) is the source of this 2184-nucleotide messenger RNA. Its product is annotated as keratin, type I cytoskeletal 13-like. Gene Ontology annotation, molecular function: structural molecule activity. The transcript is spliced from 7 exons. The record is from RefSeq and is a predicted model, not a curated record. The coding region runs from base 394 to 1689 and encodes 431 amino acids. NCBI's taxonomy places the organism in Eukaryota, Metazoa, Chordata, Actinopteri, Cypriniformes, Cyprinidae.